CAUGCUAAACAUAAAAGGUACCUGAUGUUAGAUGCUCAGUCCACCAAAAAUGGAAAAGGUUAUUCUUAGUUUUAGACCAUUACUAAUGAAACGAUUGUUAUUCCCUUUUUAUUCAGACACACAUAUUCAAAGUUUGAUUACAGUGGUGAAUAAAGGUUAGUGAUCUAUUCUGACAACCAUACAAUGCAACGUGCCAACGAAUUACAUCCUUAUUAUUGGUUAAAUUAAACCUUUUCGCCGCUGGUUGUAUCAAUAUACUUUACAGUGCGUGUCCAAUAAGUGUGUGUUUCGAGCGGGGUGUUUGUUUUUGUUUUUAAGUCUUUUAUUUUGAAACGGUUGACCGGAAGUCUCGCGGAGGUGACUCGGGACCUCGAUGAAGCGCGGAUUUCGCAACGGAAAAUGAGCGACUCCCGCCACCUGGGACCUGUGACCUGACACCGAGGCCCCCGGGCGGCGUGGGGUGGUCGGGGGGGGGCGUGACGUCACGUCAGCCCGCCACGAGAACGCGCAACAAGUCUGCUUCACCAUGUGACUCUGUUUCACUUCUCCACAGUUCUUCUCUCUGAGGUCGGUUCCUGAAAACGCCCGUUGUUUACCGGGGGGACUUGAACGCCGCUUCUCGGUACUUUCGCACCGGUGACUGCGUGACGAGUCCCGUGUGAACAGCUGACUCACCGACCGAAGGAAAGGGGAGGAGGAGGGGGGGGGGGGGAGCCGCACCGGGUCACCGCGGUGUUUUGGUAGAUCCUCCAUGGGUUGAACCCCGCGCGCACACGGUCCGAAGAUGAUCGGGUCACCGGACCUGCUGGCCUUCACCGGGACCGAGGGGUUCGGGGAAGGAGAGGAGGACCAAGAGGGUCUGCCGGAGGAGCUCUCCGUCCCCCGGUUCCCUCCGUCCAACCCCUGGACCUCCGCCGCCCUGUUUCACAGGGACUUCAUACUGGUGGCGGAAUUCUCAGAGCAGGUGGGACCCAGACCCGUGCUGACGAUACCGGACGCCCCCGGGGUCGUCGGGUCGUUCGACCUCAACCACUUCUCCGUCCGCAUCAUGUCCGUGGACUACCAGGCGUCGGGCCCCUGCCAGGCGGCCCCCGGGCCCCGCCUCAACUUCAGCGAGGACUCCAAAGUGGUGCUGGGAGACUCGGCGGAGGACGCGUUCGCCUACGUCCACCACGUGACCCUGUACGACCUGGAGGCCCGCGGCAUGGUGCGUCCCUUCUGCAUGGCGUACGUGUGCUCGGACCAGGCGAAGCUCACGGAGAACCUGUGCGAGCUGUCGAGCGGCUUCGCCAGGGCCUCCGAGAGCCUCAAGACGGGGAACCGGCAGGCGUUUGCCGCGGAGCUGCAGAGCCGACUGCAGGAGCUCGAGUACACACGGUCGACUCUGCUCCAGGAGGCAGGAGCUCCGACGGCGCCCGGCGGCCCCGCGGAGGAGGGAGAAAAAGCGGAGGAGGGGGAAAAGGCGGAGGAGGGAGAAAAGGCGGAGGAGCUCGACGCCGUGGAGCGCUCAAUCUCACAGCAUCGCGACCUCCUGCGCCAGGUCACUUCCUACCCAAACAGGAAGCUGAAACAGCCCGACUUCCUGCCCUACGACCCCGCCGACCCCCUCACCGACCCGGCUGCGUUGUUGGCCCCCGAGCGCUCCUCCACCAACUCCACCUCCUCCUCCUCCUGCAGGUCCGAGCGCCGCCUGAAGCCCCUGGAGGAGCUCUGCAACGACUACUUCCUGACGCUGAUGAAGGGGCAGCUCGCCGCCGCCGAGCGCCGCCUGCGCGGCGACCGGAGCGCGCUGCGGACCAGCCGCGUCACGCGGCCGAUGGCCAGGAGGGUCACGCUCACCAACUUCCUGUUUGAGUUGUGGACGCCGGAGGACGGAGACGAGGAGGAGGAGGAGGCGGCGGAGGCGGAGGAGGGGAGAGAGAGCGGCGGGGCGGUGGCGUCGAGGGAGGCGCGCGCGCUUCUAUCGGAACCGACGGGCCCGGAGUCCUUCUGCUCCUGCGUGGAGGAGAUCCCCAUCAAACUGGAGGCCGGGCGAGCGACCCCUGACCCCGCCGUCGCCCCGGAGAUGACGGGGAGCGCGAGCAGCGGCGACAGCAUCGAAGUGCUCGGGACCGAGAGGUCCUACCGGACGCAGCGCGGGUCCGAGAGCGGAGAAACACCAGGCGGCGGCGGGUCGACGGACGCCGCUCAGCGCCGAGCCUCUGCGGACUGCGGCGCCCGGGGGGGGGCGCGGGCGUGCGCCAGGCGAGCCGACAGCGAGGACAGCAUCGAGGUGCUGAGCACCACCGGCUCCAUCUUUCCCGACGACCUCACCGCCAUCACGGAGGAGGAGGCGGCGGCGGCGGAGCCCCGGCCCCUCAGCAACGGCCUCGAGCGCGAGGAGGAGGAGGAGCGGGAGGAGGAGGCCGUCAAGCCAGAAACGGUUACAAUGAGGAAGGCGAAGGCCACCGGAUGCAGGAAGAGCGACGGAAGCCCCGAGAAGACGUCCAAGCCGCCGCAGGCGCCCGACCUUCACGUGCACUUCAGCGCCCCCGCCGCCGAGGCCCCGCCCGGCGCCCCCCUCCGGCUGCUGAGCGUCGACGAGGGCUCCGACUGCUCCCACGACCCGCUCUCUAACCCGCGCACGGCCCACGCCGGCGCCCGCUCGGAUCAGGGAAGGUGGAGGGGGAGGAGGAGGAGGAGGAGGAGGAGGAAGGCGGCACUCCGCGCCCUGCGGUUCCUCAAGCAGAACUCCUUCUCCCAGCACGCCGUGUUCUGCCUGCUGAGCGGCCGGCCGCUGGUGGUCGUCGGCGGCGACGAGAGCUCGGUGAGGAAGCUGGUGGAGGCUCUGAGCCUCUUCCUGCCGGACCCCGGGCCCGACGGCGCCGCCGUGAUGCCGGGCCUGACGGCACCGCUGCAGCUCAGCGACCUGCUCGCCUGGAGGCUCGUGGGAAUCCACAGGUCGCCCUCGGGCUCCUCGGCCGACGCCCUCCGCUCCGUGGCGCGCUACGGCCGCUACCUGGCGCUGUUGGACCUGGACCAGAGGACGCUGCUCGCCCCGUCGUACUCCGGCUGCCUCGUCGGCAGGCUGGCGGACCCCGGCGCCGGCAUCAGCCGCGGCGACACCUACCUGCUGCACCUGGAGAGCUGCCUGACCGCGCUGGCCAACCGGGCCCUGCUGCGCGCAGGGGGCGGGGUCUCGGAGCGGGACGCCCCGCCCCCCGCGCCGGCAGCUUGCAGCAGCGAGUGCGACUCGAGGGUGAUGCGUUUCCUGUGUGACCUCAUUGCGCGGCGCCACGCGGGACGUGGGCCGCCGGUUUUGAGCAUCUCCUACGAGCCGGUGCACCUGCACAGAAACACGCACGCGGCGUGACGCCGGAGGGACGGCGAACUGACGACCAGGAGACACCUGCAGCGUCUGACUUACACUGACUUAUUUAUGUGUUCGCAUCACCGGACACAAAUGCACUCGUACCUCAAUCGAUGAAGGACUUUUUGCUUUUUAUUUGAAGUGUGCUUUUGAAAUGAAGGCUUAGCGACUGUUACUGACCCCGAUGCUGCUAGUAAUACACGGACUGUUGAUUUUUCCCUUUUUUACAAACAGACCCGACUGUAAUCUGUUGUUUUAACGUUUUAACCGGCAUGGGGGAGAGAGGCGGGUUCUCUCUGCAACGGGUUGUUGGUUCAACGCCCGUCAGCCGAGGUUUGAACAAUCUGGAGACGGUUUGUUGAAGGUUAACUGAAGCAUGAAAGAAGUUAAACUGUAGCUGAUAACAACGACGUCAAGUUUCAUGUUAUCGAUUUGCUUGAUUGAUGCAAAUGUGAGCCGAGUUUAACGUGUGUAUUUUCUCUGGACUUUUGAAUUGAGCAACACAAGCAAUAAAAGCUUUAAAGUACCAAGUGACUUUUUCUCGUCUCAAUGAUCCGACCAGGCUUCCGAUUGAAAUCUCCCUGCACUGUUCCACCACACACCUGUUGAUGCUUUUGAAUCCAACCUCAAUUCUCAUAGAUUCUCAGGCUGGAAUCCACAACCGUUCCAUACCGUUAUAACAGAAUUGCAGGUCAAGUAAAGUCAUGUAAUGGCAUUUCUAAUA
Messenger RNA from Pungitius pungitius (ninespine stickleback), 4073 nucleotides. It is a transcript of the gene smcr8b, whose product is annotated as Smith-Magenis syndrome chromosome region, candidate 8b. NCBI's taxonomy places the organism in Eukaryota, Metazoa, Chordata, Actinopteri, Perciformes, Gasterosteidae. Gene Ontology annotation, molecular function: GTPase activator activity. The transcript is spliced from 5 exons. Bases 785 to 3352 code for a protein of 855 amino acids. The record is from RefSeq and is a predicted model, not a curated record. Gene Ontology annotation, cellular component: guanyl-nucleotide exchange factor complex.